CCGCCCAUGGGUAGGCUGGGUGGAAGGGCGGGUCAGGGGCACCAGUCCGAUGGGGCGGGCGGGCGGCCGAAGGCAGGGAGGGACAGGCGAGGAGGGACGGGAGGCGCGGUGUCCACGCCCUGCGCCCGGGCCCGGCUGAGGGUGUCCUCGGGCGCGCGGCGGGUGAAGGGCUCAGGUUGGACGCGGCGCCAUGCGCGGCCCUCCUGCCUGGCCGGUGCUGCUUCUGGCGCGGCGGUGCCUGGCCGCCCGCACGUGGACGCCGUCGGGUCCUGCGUGGGCCACGGCCGCCCAGACAUGGACCCUGGCUCCGCAUGCCCUCGGGACCCCGCUGGCGUGGACGGGCCUGCAACCGGCGCUGCCGGGAGGCGUGAGCCUCGCGCGUGCCCUGGUGCGUUCGGCCGUGUCCCCCGCAGCCCGCAGACUUUAGCUGUCAAGGGUCUCAAGACCCUCCCUCAGGAGGGAGGCUUUGCUGGUGCUGCUGUGCCCAUACCUGCCUGUCUAAUAACUGUCGGCCCAGUGACCUCUUCCCUGUCUCUGCCCUGCCCACCAAGACUUGCACAAGCUGCUGUUGGCUUUCUGGCUGUGUCCAGUGUCAUCACCAUGUCCGCUCCUUUCUUCCUGGGGAAGAUCAUUGAUGUCAUCUAUACCAAUCCCACCUCAGACUACGGUGAGAGCCUGACCCGCCUCUGCCUGGGGCUCACCUGUGUGUUCCUAUGCGGAGCUGCUGCCAACGCCGUCCGAGUCUACCUCAUGCAGUCCUCAGGCCAACGCAUUGUGAACAGACUUCGGACCUCGCUUUUUUCCUCCGUCCUGAGGCAGGAGAUUGCUUUCUUUGAUAAGACUCCAACAGGAGAACUGAUUAACCGCCUCUCAUCAGACACUGCACUGCUAGGGCGCUCAGUGACUGAAAACCUCUCAGACGGGCUCAGAGCUGGAGCCCAGGCCUCGGUGGGCAUGGGCAUGAUGUUUUUUGUGUCACCCAGUCUAGCCACCUUUGUUUUGAGUGUGGUGCCUCCAGUGUCCAUCCUUGCAGUGAUUUAUGGCCGAUAUCUGCGGAAACUGAGCAAAGCCACACAGGACUCGCUGGCGCAAGCCACACAGCUGGCUGAGGAACGCAUUGGGAACCUAAGAACUGUCCGAGCCUUUGGGAAAGAGAUGACGGAGGUAGAGAAGUACACUGGAAGAGUGGACCACGUGCUGCAGUUAGCAAGGAAGGAGGCCUUCGCCCGGGCUGGCUUCUUUGGAGCAACAGGGCUCUCCGGGAACCUGAUUGUGCUCUCUGUGCUGUACAAGGGAGGUCUGCUGAUGGGCAGCGCUCACAUGACCAUGGGCGAGCUCUCUGCCUUUCUCAUGUAUGCCUUCUGGGUUGGAUUAAGCAUUGGAGGUCUGAGCUCUUUCUACUCAGAGCUGAUGAAAGGACUGGGUGCUGGCGGGCGUCUCUGGGAGCUCCUGGAGCGGCAGCCCCAGCUGCCUUUUGACGUGGGUGUUACUCUAAAUGAGCAGAGUUUCCAGGGCGCCUUGGAGUUCAGGAAUGUGCACUUUGCCUAUCCGGCUCGCCCAGAGGUAUCCAUAUUCCAGGACUUCAGCCUUUCCAUCCCAUCAGGAUCUGUCACAGCGCUGGUUGGCUCCAGUGGUUCUGGCAAAUCUACUGUGGUUUCACUCCUCUUGAGACUGUAUGAUCCCAUUUCUGGAACUAUCAGCCUUGAUGACCACGACAUUCGCCAGCUAAACCCCGUCUGGCUGAGAUCCAAGAUUGGGACUGUCAGUCAGGAGCCAAUUUUGUUCUCUUGUUCCAUCGCUGAGAACAUCGCUUACGGUGCUGACAGCUCAUCCUCAGUGACCGCAGAGCAGGUGCAGAGAGCAGCGGAGGUGGCCAACGCAGCAGGGUUCAUCCGGAGCUUUCCCCAGGGCUUUGACACCAUGGUCGGGGAGAAGGGGGUACUCCUGUCAGGUGGACAGAAACAACGUAUUGCAAUUGCCCGUGCACUGCUUAAGAACCCCAAAAUUCUUCUCCUAGAUGAAGCAACCAGUGCAUUGGAUGCUGAGAAUGAGCAUCUGGUGCAGGAGGCCCUCGAUCGACUGAUGGAGGGCAGAACGGUGCUGAUCAUUGCCCACCGCCUGUCCACCAUCAAGAAUGCUCACCUUGUGGCUGUGCUUGAUCAGGGAAGAAUCAUUGAACACGGAAAACAUGAAGAGCUGCUUUCAAAGCCAGAUGGGAUGUACAGAAAACUAAUGAACAAGCAGAGUUUUAUUUCAGCAUAAAGAACAGUUACUGAGAGACUGAACACAAGAAACUUGAAAGCAAAGCAGCAUUGCAGAAAAAAAUUUUGAGACUAUGAAAUCUGUAAAUGAUACUUCAAGUUAUUUGAAAUACACCUAUUUUUUCAAAGUAUGUAAAAUAUUGCCUCAAAAUGUAUUUGUUCAGGCCGGGGAUUUAGCUCAGUGGUUUCUCCACCUGCCUCGCAAGCACAAGGACCCAAGUUUGAUUCCCAGUACCAAAAAAAAAAUGUAUUUGUUCUCAAGAUCUUUUUACUCAUAGUUUUAAUAAUUGUACAUUUUUAAAUGUCUAUAGUACUGAAUUUAUUUUCAGGUUUUGUACUUUCUUUCCUCUUGGAAUAUUUUAAUUAAUAUAGCAUGGCACCUCAUUUUUUUUUGCCUGCUGUUACAGAUUCAAACUAUUGUCAAAUGACAGCUUUUAAAAAAAAAUGACAGCUUUUUAAAGGGGAUUAUAAAUCAAAAGCCUGCUUCAGGCCAGUUUACCAAUCAGUGUGACCCAUCUACUUUGGGUCUAAUUUUACUAGGUAGAAUAGCAAAAAACGGAAAAUCUAACCCUUUAUUGUAUCCUCGUAAUCUCAUGAAAUGAACAUGUGUAAAAACAAAUAAUUACUGUCAGAUGAAGAGAAGGGAACUUUUGUAUUGCCCAUUUCCUGUGUCUUCAGAGGUAUGAGUUCAGGCAUUUUUAUUUGCAUGGGAGGUGACUAUGUUUGAAUGUGUCUAGUUUUCAACAUUUUGGCACAUGGAAGCCUGAAGAGUUUUUAAAAGAGAAGAAGCCCCAUUCUUUGCACAUGAAAGCUUCUGUUUUCUCUUUCUUUUGAGACAGGGUCUCGCUAUGUAGUCCAGGCUGGCCUCGAACUCACUUUGUAGCCAAGGCUGGCCUUCAACUUCUAGCAAUCCUCCUGCCUCAGCCUCCUAGUGCUAGAAUUACAGGCACGUACUAACAUGCCCAGCCUUUAUUCACAUACUUGUUUCUGUGCUUUUGGAAAGCAAGUCAUAAAUAACCAGGUGUUAUCAA
Heterocephalus glaber (naked mole-rat) is the source of this 3292-nucleotide messenger RNA. NCBI's taxonomy places the organism in Eukaryota, Metazoa, Chordata, Mammalia, Rodentia, Bathyergidae. The record is from RefSeq and is a predicted model, not a curated record.